AUGUACAUUUCAACAACAGCGUGGCUGUUUCCACUGCUCUCGUCGGCUGUGGCCUCGCCAGCGACUGUCUCGCCAGCUACCUCGUCACUAGAGACCCGCGGAUUGUCAGACGUGCUAUCAAUUCUCACGAGCACCAUUGAGGGUGUCGCCUACCUGGGACAAGGCAUCACACAAGAUCUAGCGCUACUAGUGUCUGCACUGGGUGAUGUCCAGAAUGGCAAGAUCGAUCCCGUCACAACCAUCGAAGAGGCCCUGGGUUCUCUAGGAAAUGUCCGCAAUGCAAGUGAAGUGGGUCUCAUUGGGGUAGCCAUCGAUGUCGUCAAGAACGGCCUGGCACCGAAAAACAUUCUCGACCUCGUGCAGGGCCUAACAGCCGAGUCGUUGAAUUCCAUGGCCAACAACAACACCAAGGAACCCAUCAGCACGAUAUUCCCCAAAAAGGCUGCCGGCGAUGCACCCUACGAUAUCAGCGAGGAGUCCCUCCGAUCAUCAAUCCACAUCCCCGAGGGAUUCCAAUAUGGUGCCAAUGGCAAACGCCCAGUCCUGCUCGUCCCAGGCACGGCCAAUCCUGCCGGUACCACGUACUACUUCAACUACGAGAAACUAUUCACAGCAAGCGACUUUGCCGAUCCAGUCUGGCUCAACAUCCCCGGCAACACCCUCGGCGACAUCCAGGUAACAGCAGAGUACAUUGCCUACGCGAUCAACUACAUCGCCGGAAUCUGCGACAACGCCCAGAUCGGCGUGCUAGCCUGGUCCCAGGGCAGCAUCGACGUGCAGUGGGCGCUGAAGUACUGGCCCUCGACAUGGGCGUCCGUCUCGGACUUCCUCUCCAUCAGCGGCGAGUUCCACGGCACCCUUUUAGAAAUCCCAUGCGUGGUCCCGAACCCCGUGUGCAAGCCGGCCCUCCGCCAGCAAAGCUACAACUCCAACUUGAUCACGACGCUGCGCGCCGGCGACGGCGACUCGGCAUACGUCCCCACGACAAGUGUCUACUCAGGCAUUGACGAGCUGGUUUCUCCGCAAAGUGGUCCCGAGGCCUCGGCGCGUCUGAAUGAUGUGCGCGGCGUGGGCGUCACUAACACGCAGAUUCAGCUCGCUUGUCCGGGCAAGCCGGCUGGUUCGCUGUAUACCCAUGAUCCGCUGUUGUUCAAUGCGUUGGUUUAUGCGCUGUUUGCCGAUGCGCUGGUGCAUGAUGGUCCUGCGGAUCUGGCUCGCGUUGACUUGGAUACCGUGUGCAACCGGCUUGUUGCUCCUGGGCUUGACUUGACUGAUGUGCUUGGUACGGAGGUCGAGGCUUAUGUUUAUAAUGUUAUUGAGGCGCUUUCUUACAAGGGUGAGGAUUCUGGUGAGGAGCCUCCUAUUAAGGAGUAUGCUCGCAUUUCAUCCUGA
Molecule: messenger RNA, 1392 nt
Organism: Penicillium nucicola
Lineage: Eukaryota; Fungi; Ascomycota; Eurotiomycetes; Eurotiales; Aspergillaceae
Product: esterase/lipase family protein
Exons: 1
Coding region: 1-1392 (463 amino acids)
Source: RefSeq, a predicted model, not a curated record